AACCUCCCCAGAGCUUCCUCCACUCCGGUCUCUGGGGACCCGCAGGUGUCGCUGGCCACUUCUGGCUUACAUUGGCCCAGAAGGCCCCUGAACUGCUCACAUCACCCUUGGGGGGAGGCCAGCAUUUCCUGUUUCCUGAAUUGCAGGCCAACGACGGGUCCUGGAAGUGGGUAACUGAGCUGGGGGAGCCUGAGCAACUGCAGGAAGGGGACCUGUAUGCCCUACGCCGCCCCUGCACCAUGGACCGCGGCGAGACUAGCCUGGAGCCUCACGCCGCGGCCCCUCGCUGCAAAGGGCCAUGCAUGAUCGCGCCCGUGCGCGCGGUGCUCCGCCUGCGCCGCCGCGUGUGCGUCCUCCGCAAACGACGCCUCCUGCAGCCAGGCGCCGGGGCUGACGCUGGGAGCGGGGCGGCCAGGCCAAGCGGCAGUCCUGGGGCGCUGCGCCCAGACCUGCACCAGCCCAAAUUCUUCACCUUCGAUGGCCUGGCGGAGCUGUCGUCCAGGACGCCGCGCAAGAGGCGCAGGCGGAGCCGCGUAGUGCUCUACCCCGAGACUUCACGCAAGUACCGACCCCGCGGAGAACACCGAAGCCGGGCGCAGCGUUGCCUGCUGCUACUUGUGGCCAUCGUGGGGUUCCAGAUACUCAACGCCAUCGAGAACCUGGACGAUAACGCGCAACGUUACGACCUGGACGGCCUGGAAAAGGCGCUGCAGCGCGCGGUGUUUGGCCAGCCGGCCGCCGUGAGCCACAUCAUGACACUGCUGCGGGACUACCUGGCCACGCACGUGCACAGUCGCCCGCUCCUCCUGGCGCUGCACGGGCCCAGUGGCGUGGGCAAGAGCCACGUUGGCCGCUUGCUGGCACGCCACUUCCGCUCGGUCCUCGAGGACGACGCGUUGGUGCUGCAGUACCACGCAGGGCAUCACUGCCCGGACCCACGCGCUGCGCAGGACUGCCGAGAGGAGCUGAGGCGGCGCGUGGCGGACGUGGUGUCGCAGGCCGAGGAGGAGGAGAAGACCCCUCUCUUGGUGCUGGAUGAGGCUGAGCUCCUGCCUUCUGCCAUGCUGGAUGAGCUGUACGGCCUUCUGCAGCCGCAGCUCUCACACCAUUUCCACAACGCCAUCUACGUGCUCCUCAGUGGCGCGGGAGGCGCGGAGAUCACACAUUAUGUCCUGCAGAACGCAUCACGCACGCUGCUCCCGCGCUCUGGGGACAGUGCACGCAGCCCCCAGGCCCCCGCGGAGGAGGAGCUGCGCAGCCGCCUUCAAACACUGCUGGUCCAAGAGCACCCGCUGUGGCAGGCCGCUGCCAUCGUGCCCUUCCUGCUGCUGGAUAAGCCAGACGUGGUGAACUGCUUCCGUGAGGAGAUGGCCGGGGAGGGUUUUUUUCCUGAGCAGGCCCUCGCGGAGCGUCUGGCAGAGCAGCUCAGCUACUACCACGUUGCUGGCCACGAAUUUGCCACCACUGGCUGCAAGCAGGUGGUAGCCAAGGUCAACGUGUUGCAGCACAGGUCUGCACACACUGGAUACUAAGCCAGUGACCCCGGAAUAUUUGCGAUGUUGGUGGAAGCAGGAGGGAGAUUGAGGGGGUGUAGCCAACAAGCUGGUUCACCCCUGGGAGCUAGGGAGACCUUAGAAGGUGGUUCAGGUCUGAGCUCCCCACUUCCUCAUCCAACCCCAGAGCCUUGAGUUUCCCCAGGGUCAUCAGGAAAGCAUCCACUUUCCGCCUGUUGUCUGGCCCAUCUUCUUGAGCCCCUACUGUGCCCAGCGUGUCCCAGGCACAUGUAAUGGGAUCUCCCAACAGUCCUAAGGAGUGGACAGUAGCUGGGUGGGAAUCUGGCUCUGUGGGGUGCUGUGGCAACCUCCACACACCCAGGUGCCCCUUGCAUGCCUCCUCAGCCUGGCAGAUGGUGGAGGAUGCUUGUCCAGAUGGACCUACGCAUACCUAGGAACAAAGUGCGGUGAAUGGUGUCUCCAAGCCAGAAUGGUGCCAGUGGAAUCCCUCACAUGAUCUCAGGGAGAGAUUUGGUUAAAGGUGAGAUAAGGCCUCAAUCUCUUGGGUCCCCUUGCACUGACCCCCCUUCUGCCAAGCACUGAACUGGGGAUACAGGUAGAAAAGACCUUGGUGAGCUGGGUGUGGUGAUGCACGCCUUUAAUCCCAGCACUCGGGAGGAAGAGGUAGGAGGAUCACUGAGCCUGAGACUACAUAGUGAAUCUGAAUUCAGGUCAGAUGCCUGGGC
Messenger RNA from Jaculus jaculus (lesser Egyptian jerboa), 2239 nucleotides. RefSeq names its product torsin family 4 member A (gene Tor4a). Gene Ontology annotation, molecular function: ATP hydrolysis activity; ATP binding. Lineage: Eukaryota; Metazoa; Chordata; Mammalia; Rodentia; Dipodidae. Gene Ontology annotation, cellular component: endoplasmic reticulum lumen; nuclear envelope. The transcript has 2 exons. The coding region runs from base 240 to 1532 and encodes 430 amino acids. The record is from RefSeq and is a predicted model, not a curated record.